AUCUUGGUUAGGUUUUCAAUAAUAACAUGUAAUAUAAUAACAAUAAUGUACUAUUUAAAAGAUUUCUUUCAUUAUUUAAUUAAUUUUUAUCUAUGUGUGAUAUAUAUGAGUCUACAAUGUAGUGCAGUUUAUAGUCAAUAAUUAUGGCCUGAUGCUAUUUUACUUUUUGAAAAAUAAAGAGAAAGAAAUGGAGACAGCAACAAUUGUAGAACCUAUGGAGGAAAGUCCUGAAAAGAUUCAAACAAGUCCUCCAAUACAAAUAGUGAGAGUUCCAGUAAAACAUGCUAAUCUUGGAAUAAGAAGCCAUGCCAUGGAUAUGAGCACAAUGGUGGAGCUUACAUCUUUCAGUACACUUGGAAAAAUACAACCAUUUUUAGUUACUAUAACAACUACUGCAGCAUUAUUGGUAGAUUUACAUUGUCAUUUAACAGAUAAAGAAGUUUGUGGCUAUUUAGGUGGUCAUUGGGAUAUUAAUUCACAUAAUUUAUCUAUAACAACUGCUUUUCCAUGUCGUUAUUCUGGCAAAGAUAAAUCAGCUGCAGCUGCAGUUGAAACUGAAAUUGCAAGAGCAAUGGAAUGGAAACAUGUGACUUUAGUUGGAUGGUAUCAUUCUCAUCCUAGAUCUCAUGCUUCUCCUUCUCUUAGGGAUGUUGAUUCACAAUUAGAUUAUCAAAUUAAAAUGAAAGGACCUAGUGAUAAUGGUUAUACACCAUGUGUGGGUUUAAUAUGCUCACCUUAUAAUACGGAUGGCAGUUGUUAUGAAUCAAAUUUUAAUGUUUUUUGGUCCUUACCGCCUCCCGAAAAUCGGCCUCAUGAAUACCCAAGACCAAUGCUUUUGAGUUAUACAUUAUCUCAAGAGCAUUUUCUUUCUCAAGAUACAUUAGAAGAAAUUAGAAGAUGCAUAGAGUAUUAUAAAAGUGAAGGAGGUAUUGAUUUUACUGCCAAUUUUAACAAUAAUACGACUUAUCUUGAACGUUUAAGGUGUUCUUUAGCAUCCAAGUUACCAGGUCGUAAUAGAUCGAACGGUUCGUACUGGGAUAUAAUUAGAGAAAUGAUUUGUCCUGGUUCUGAAGAUGGAACUUCACCGGAAUUUUUGACUAUGAAAUUUCCUCUGGUACCAGUUUCAGAAUCACUUGUUCCUUCAGUUCCACCAGGAGUUAGUCUUGCACCUAAUAAUGCAGCUGUCUUCCUAACACCUGUGAAUUUUAAACCUGAUGGUGCUAUAAUUACACCUACAUCAAAAUCUUUUGUGAUGCAACCAUCUACUUCUAGAGAUAAUAUUAAAAAGGAUAUUAUAAGUACGGAUUCCGCAUCUAUUACGCAAUUAAAAGAUGGAAAUGUUUCGUCUAAACAACAUAUAUCACCAUCAGAAGUAAUGCCCAGUUUUCAAUCUGGAGAACUCACAGUUUCUGUAAAAAAUGCUAAAUGUGAUUAUGAUUUUGCACCUACUGAUUUUUCGAAAAUAUCCAAUGCUCUUGGAACUGAUACAAGUAUCAAUAAAACGCGAUCGUCCACAUCUGAUUUCCCUUUAGCUGAUAUAACGCAACAAAUUUCUAAGUUUUCAGAUUUAUCAAAAUUAGCUAAUUUCUCUACAGCAGAUUUAGCAAAACUUUCUGGAUUUCCUAUUCCAGAUUUUGCGAGAACAUCAUCGCCAUCGCCGUCUGCAUAUAUGCGUAAUAUUGCGAAUUUAUUUGGUCCAAUCGGAAAAAUUUCUCCUGCAAGAGAUAUUGAAUCGAACGAACGUAAAUCAAAUGAUUUCAGUAUAGUUGAUUCUAUUCAAUCGCCAUUUAAAGUAAGUUCUGGAUCUUCAGAAUCUUGUAGAAAUUUUUCUGCAACUCCUGAAGAUUACUCGACUGAUCGUAAAAAAAUGGACGUACAAAAUGAUAACGUAAAGCUCAAUCGAUCGAAUGAGUAUCAAGGAACAGAAGAUCUCUCAAUUUCUAAAUCUGAGUUUAGUGGAAUGUUGGACAUGACUACAAUUCAUAAAAAGCAACAACAGUCACAAAGUGGUGAUAUUGGCGAUUCGUUAAAUUUAUCAAAAGAUCGUCAAUAGAUUUGCUACAUUAAUCAGUAUUUCAGGAUUAUUAUUAUUUCUGUCUCUUCAUAUUAUAUUGUCUGUCUGCAUAAAUAUAUUUAAAUGUGACUUUUAUUCUUACAUUUAUUACUUGCGCAAUACUUACACAUGUGCAUAUUAAAUUAUUUUUUUUUAAUUAUAGAAAUAUUCAAAUCA
Molecule: messenger RNA, 2230 nt
Organism: Apis laboriosa (Himalayan honeybee)
Lineage: Eukaryota; Metazoa; Arthropoda; Insecta; Hymenoptera; Apidae
Exons: 6
Coding region: 152-2053 (633 amino acids)
Biological process (GO): double-strand break repair
Cellular component (GO): BRISC complex; BRCA1-A complex
Molecular function (GO): polyubiquitin modification-dependent protein binding; metallopeptidase activity
Source: RefSeq, a predicted model, not a curated record